CAGACACGCACACGCCCGCGCCCCUGGGCGUGGGGAAACGGCCGUGUGUGCGCGCGCGCGCCCGCCCUCCCUCUCUCUUUUCCCUCCCCUCCCCUCCCUCUCGCGUGUCCCCUCCGGCGGUCCGUUCCCGUUCCCCAGUAACGCGCCCUCGCUCUUCUCCUCUCUCUUCACCCACAACAGAGAUGCCCUCGGCUACCAACAGCACUAUGGCGAGCAGCAGCAGCGGAAAAGCGGGCCCGGGCAGUGAAGCUGCUCCAGCAGCGGCGGCCGCACCGCAGGCAACGGGCGGCAGCAUCACCUCGGUGCAAACCGAGGCCAUGAAGCAGAUCCUGGGAGUCAUCGACAAAAAGCUGCGCAACCUGGAGAAGAAAAAGAGCAAACUUGAUGAUUACCAGGAACGAAUGAACAAGGGAGAACGUCUGAAUCAAGAUCAACUGGAUGCAGUGUCAAAAUAUCAGGAAGUGACAAAUAAUCUGGAAUUUGCUAAAGAACUGCAGAGGAGUUUUAUGGCUCUGAGCCAAGAUAUCCAGAAAACAAUAAAAAAGACAGCUCGCAGGGAGCAACUGAUGCGAGAAGAAGCUGAGCAGAAGCGUUUAAAAACUGUGCUAGAACUACAGUUUAUUUUGGACAAGUUGGGUGAUGAUGAAGUGCGCAGUGACUUGAAACAGGGGUCAAAUGGAGUGCCAGUACUGACAGAGGAAGAACUGACAAUGCUGGAUGAGUUUUACAAGCUAGUUUACCCUGAACGAGACAUGAAUGUGAGGUUGAAUGAGCAGUAUGAGCAAGCAUCUGUUCACCUGUGGGACUUACUGGAAGGGAAAGAAAAACAAGUUUGUGGAACAACCUAUAAAGCACUAAAGGAGAUUGUUGAACGUAUUCUUCAAACAAGUUACUUUGAUAGCACCCAUAACCACCAGAAUGGAUUAUGUGAGGAAGAGGAGGCAGCACCUGCACCUGCAGUAGAGGACACUGUAGCAGAAGCUGAACCUGAUCCAGCAGAAGAAUUUACUGAACCAACUGAAGUUGAAUCAACUGAGUAUGUAAACAGACAAUUCAUGGCAGAGACUCAGUUCAGCAGUAGUGAGAAGGAACAGGUAGAUGAGUGGACAGUUGAAACGGUUGAGGUUGUAAAUUCACUGCAGCAACAGACACAAGCUACAUCCCCUCCAGUUCCUGAACCUCACACACUCACUACUGUGGCUCAAGCAGAUCCUCUUGUUAGAAGACAGCGAGUACAGGACCUCAUGGCACAGAUGCAGGGCCCCUAUAACUUCAUGCAGGACUCUAUGCUGGAAUUUGAGAACCAAACACUUGAUCCUGCCAUUGUAUCUGCACAGCCCAUGAAUCCAGCACAGAAUUUGGACAUGCCACAAAUGGUUUGCCCUCCAGUUCAUGCUGAGUCAAGACUUGCCCAGCCAAAUCAAGUUCCUGUGCAACCAGAAGCUACACAGGUUCCUUUGGUUUCUUCUACAAGUGAGGGAUAUACAGCCUCCCAACCCAUGUAUCAGCCUACUCACACAACAGAGCAACGGCCACAGAAAGAAUCAAUUGACCAGAUUCAGGCUUCGAUGUCACUGAAUGCAGACCAGACCCCAUCAUCAUCAUCACUUCCCACUGCAUCCCAGCCACAAGUUUUCCAGGCUGGAUCAAGCAAACCUUUGCAUAGCAGCGGAAUCAACGUUAAUGCAGCUCCAUUCCAAUCCAUGCAAACAGUAUUCAACAUGAAUGCACCUGUUCCUCCUGUUAAUGAGCCAGAAACCCUUAAGCAGCAAAAUCAGUACCAGGCCAGUUACAACCAGAGUUUCUCCAGUCAGCCUCACCAAGUAGAACAAUCAGAUCUUCAGCAAGAACAACUCCAGACAGUGGUUGGUACUUACCAUGGUUCCCCGGACCAGAGUCACCAAGUGGCAGGUAACCACCAGCAGCCUCCCCAGCAGAACACUGGAUUCCCACGGAACAGUCAGCCUUACUAUAACAGCCGAGGAGUGUCCCGUGGGGGAUCUCGUGGGGCUCGUGGCUUAAUGAACGGUUACAGGGGACCAGCAAAUGGAUUCAGAGGAGGAUAUGAUGGCUACCGUCCUUCCUUUUCCAACACUCCAAACAGUGGUUACACACAGCCCCAGUUUAAUGCUCCUCGGGAUUACUCAAACUACCAGCGGGAUGGAUACCAACAGAAUUUCAAGCGUGGCUCUGGACAAAGUGGACCUCGGGGAGCUCCUAGAGGUCGUGGAGGGCCCCCAAGACCAAACAGAGGGAUGCCUCAAAUGAAUGCUCAGCAAGUGAAUUAAAUAAAUUCACAGGAUUAUGUUAAACGCCAAAAACACACUGGCCAGUGUACUAUACAUGUUACCAGAAGAGUUAUUAUCUAUUUGUUCUCCCUUGCAGGAAGUUUGUUGUAAAGGGACUAUUUUCAUUACCCAUAAUGACAGGACUACAGUUGCCAGCUUUAUAUUACCUGGAUAUGGAAAAGAACGAAACAACGUUUACUCUGCAUGUUCUGUCCUAAGCAUCAUCUUGAGCCUUGCACAUGAGAUUCAGAUUCCUCACCCUUGCUAAGAGUAAAGCAACAAAGGCAAUUUUCAGGGUGAUCCAAUCUCCACUGAAGUGGCAGGAAAAAGCAAAGACUCACUUCUGACAUUUAAAAGCAAUGUAACAAAAUUGGAUAAAACCUGCAAAUACGUAAAGAUUUACUGUGGUGGCAGUUGGCAAAACUUAAAAAGUUUCCAUGAAAGGAUGGGAAAAGUGAAGUGUGGCUUGGUAGAGCAACUGCAUUUCAACUUUUUCCUGUUAAAUUGAAGCACUGAACAGUUAAAGAUGCAUAGUAAUGCAUAUUUCCCUAAAUAACAAAUAGGCUUUUAGCCAGUUUUUGACAAAAGAAGCAGCACCCUUAGCUACAGCACUCAUCACCAGGGCCCUGUUUACUGUGGCUAAGGAUUUAAGAUUGCUUGCAUAACUGCUAGUGUAAUGAUGUAAUUUUAAAAAAAAAAAAAAAAAAGAAAAAAAGAAAAGAAAAAAAAAAAGGAAAAAAUAAAAAAAAAGCUUUGAUUUGGCACAUCAAAAUUUUGCAACAUAUGUGAGAUAUAACCUGGAUGGCCACUGUAUAUUUGAUGUGAAGUAUUUAGAUAUCUCUUUGAAACACUUUAAAGUUUCUUUGAUAGCAAUGACUUUUGUAAGGAUUGGUAUUCUCUAUCAUUCCUUAUGACUUGGACAUUGUCUGUCACUAAUACUUGACCUUGCUGUAUUAUCACCUAAAUAACUGAUGCCGGUACUGAUGGAAAUCUCUAAUGGAUAAUCAUAACACUUUUGGUCACAUGUCUUUUUGUCUUUCCUGCAGCCUUGAAGGUUUUAAGAAAUCUCAAAUGCCCGCUGCUGCUGCCCUUUUAAUUGCUAUCUUUUGAAAAGCACCAAUAUGUGUUUGAAUUGAUUUCCCCUUUUAAGGGAAAUGACAGCCAGCAGUUACAGUUCUAAUGGUAUAAGCAAGACAAAUAAAACAUGUUUAUAAAAAUGGUAUCCUGGAACACUGGUUUUCAACGACUGAAACAAGUUUAAAUGUAGUGGGGUGAAUUUCAGAAGGUUGGUUGGUUGGGGUUUUUUUGUCCCCUGAUUCUUUUUUUUUUCCCUGAAUAGAUGUAAACCCUCUUCCUGUUUUUCUUAUUUUAUUCUAAUAGCUGUGACUUCUGGGCAACUUUUCUCUUAUGGACUUUUCUUUUCAUCAAGGCAGCAAUGUAUAAACAUAAUACCAUAAGACUAGGAGCUGGAAAAUACCAAGUCUUAUUCAAGCUUUACUGCAUACUUGUGGUGUAUAAUCUUUGGAAAAUCACUUGUGCCUACCUUUUGUGCACAUGCACUCUCUCUGCAGUGGGGAGAAUAUUUGGAUAGCUGCCUCCAUAGAGGUGUUGGGAGUUCUGUUGCAUUCUAUAGCACGUGCAAGAAGAAAAGUGCUAUAUAUAUGUUAAGUAUUGGUCAUCUAAUAAUGUCUACCUGUGGGAAAGUGAAAUUUAAGGAACAGUUGUUGAACUGUUCUGUACAAAACUGAAGGUUGUUUUCACUGAGAGGAUCAUUUCUACUUUGUAUCACAACUGAACUUUCAGAACUUUGUUGGAUUUUUUGUCUUUGUUGUGAAAUAGUCUGAAACUCCAUGCAGAUAGGUGGGAAUACCACUUUUCCAUGUUCUGUGUGAAGAGCACAAAUGAAAAAGGUUUUUACUGAGAGAAGUGUUAAGCUUAUGAAGGCAAUAUUACAUACCAGACAUCUUCAAGUGAUGCUGAUGGCUAGAAGCAGAAGUUUCAGUCAAGGUCUAGAAACAUUCCAUACCAGUAGAACGACAUAAAGUGCAGUCUGGUGAGAAGUUGCUGUUCUGUGUCUUUUUUUUAAGAAGCUCUUACUGAGAUAAUAGUCCCAGCUGUUUUUUAACUGGAAAAAACAAAAAGACAAACAUUUUAAUGCUCAACUGAUGUAGGAAAACAGUGAACUCUUUUAUUUUGGUGUUUUGCAUCAGCUUACUUUAUAAAUGGCUGGUUAGAAGACAAGCUAUUCAGCAAUUUCCAUUGCACACCAAUUGCUUCUUAAAUAGCUAAUUGUAGUUUGGCAGUAAACUUGCAGCAUACUGAAUUAAAGACCACUGAAUGGAUUAGAACAUUCCACUUAGGGUUUUGGGGUUAUUUUGGGGGUUUCUUUGGUUUGAUUUUUGUUUUGUUUUAAUUUAUUAAUAAACCAUUGGGUAGCUGAGAGGCUAAAUGAAAUUGAAAUAUGAUUUUGUCAGCCUUUUCAUGUGUGAAAAUGGUCUUUAGAGUAGCUGCUCUACUGUACACUUACUGAGGGAUGUGUGUUAUAACUGUCAGAUACUUAGGUGUGUUUCAUCUGGGAAUUUGCACUGACUCCUCUAAUCUCAAUACAUACAUCUAAUAAACAGUAUACUUGAAGAACUGCCUUGAGUCCCACUAUGGCACUUAGAGCCACUGACUGUUCUUUCUGGCCUGUUCAGGGGAUCUUACAAGCAUUUUCACUCCAUAAUUUAGCUCUAGAUCUGAGUAAUGUCCAGAUCACAAGCAUUCUCUUUGAAAAAGCUCACCUUUUGAGCAAAGACAGUUGUAAGAAGUGAUGAUUUUGAGGCCAAAUGGCUGCUGGGCUGGUUCUGUUGCAGAGCCCUUCAGAGCUGCUUUUAUUCUAGUUAAGUGCUGCUUUAGGACUCAGUGCAUGGGAAGUGAGAGUGAGCAUAGUGAAAGUGCUACUUCUGAGCCUGUGUGUAGACACAUCAGUUGCACCCUACAAUGGUUUUUCUUGAUUUUUUUAUGAAUUAGUCAUUUUGGGAGCAUAGCAGGUGACUUAGGGCAGCCUAAGAUACAGAUUGUUGUUUUGGCAGGGGCUUUUAUCACCUAAUGUUAUUAGGUUGUGAUAAUAAACGGUGUGUGGGAACAAGCUUCUAGCUUCAGCAUCUGACCUUCUCUUGGCUGUAAUGCAGGGUUCUUGAGUAAUGUAUAAAUCACUUGAGUUUCCAGAUGUUUCCAACUAAUUUUGGCUGUGUCUGGGAAACUUAGACCCUUCCUAGACAUGCUGCAACCUAAAUAUUUUAACUCAGAAAUCGUGAGCCAGUGUGUCAUCCCCAAGGUCAGUUGUCCCACCUUUUACCUCUUUGUUCUCCCUGUUUGUAGGUUGUGUUUUUAAAGAACAUUUCACCAAGACAACUUUCAGGUUUUGCUGUGGAGGUAGUUCCAGACUUCACCAAUGCCUGUUUGCUUUCCAAGAUAUUUUCUUUUGUUUGUAGCAAUCAGUGAAGCAUAAUAACAUCAUCCAGAACAGUUGGAAGAGUAACUUUGACCUGUCAGUUGCCAGUUUAUGUGUUCUGAUGGGACUUUAUAACUGUUAAAGAAUUGGAAAAUGUGUCUUCUCAGAAUGUCCUGCUGGCCUUUUUUGUUAGGCAGAUUCUUGGACUGGGUUACAGGUUACCUUCAUAUGCAUCUUUGGGAGUUUGGGUUGAGUUUCCUUCUUUCCCCCCAAAUGGCAUUUGAGUAACUACUUUGGAGACAGAAAAGUUACUGAAAAGGCUUUCCUCUAGACAAGUAUUGAAAAUACUAGAAAUUUUAUUGAAAAAGUGGUUAAACUAUGUAUGAUUAAAAGGAAAUAAGUGUAAACCUUUGUGGUCCAGCAGAAUAAGAUCCAAAACCAACUGGUCAGAAAAAGCUUGGUUUUCUGUUUUUUUUUUUUUUUUUUUUUUAAGUUCUGGCAUUGCCUAAGCAGUGUAGUUGACUUUUCUUACCUCUCCUUCACAAGAACCAUUCAUUACAAGUAUCACAGCUCAGAGGACAAAACUGUGCUGCAUUCUUCCAUUUUCUUCCAUCCCAAGUCUCCUGUGGAUAGAAAGGGACAUGAGAACAUUGCUCAUUAACCAGCCCCAUUAAUGAGGCUGCCAGUCACAACGUGAAAUCAAAAGAUCAUCCCUCUUGCUCAUGUGAAACUGGUCUUGAUUGAAAACACAGAUUUAUAGCUGGAGUUGAGGUUAGCAGCUAUGAAGUAGACUGUAUUUUAGUCUUUCAUGUCUCCCCUUCUUGCACUGUUUCCUCUGCAUUGAGUCUGGCAGGGACUGGAAGGGUUUUUAAUUGCUUGAGCUGGCACCAUCAAAAAGUUCCACAGAUAGAGUGGGUUCUUCACCACUGAUUGACCAAAGCAUCAGUGCCUCAUCUGAAGAGCAAGCAGGGAAAUGAUCCUGAACAGUAACGUUCCUAUUGAACGUGGAAAGUUAACUUCCUUAUUUGAGAGUGGGAUAAAUAUGGUCAUAAUUACUGUCUGGAACUUUACUGGAAACUCAAACAUGGCAAAAUUUUGUAGCUUCCUGUUUCUCUAAAUGACAAAAUUAUUACUUCUUUGUUCACAACAUCAGCAUCUGUGUGUUUUGAUUGUUCUUGUGUCAAUCUUGGCUGUGUUGCAGUCAGUGGUGUAACUCAACAGAACUUUACCAUGAUCUUUCAGAAAACCUUAUAACCCUUAUUUAAUAUCAGAUGAAAAAAUUCUAUUGUGUUUCUGUUAGUCCAGUUUGGUUUUCCAGAGGGAAGAGGUGGGGAAGGUCCUUCAGACUUCCAGUGUUGCAGAUACUGCUCACUUUUACCUUCAAAUGUUUUUCAUCCUGCUGUGUUUUCCAAGAGGAAAGGUUCCAUGAGUUUAAGAACCCCUGUAGCUACCUGCCUGGGAUCUGAUGUUGCAUUCAAAUCAUCUAACAUUAAAAGAAGAGCUCGAUGCUGUAGUGAAGAAACUUUGUGUCUCUUCUUCCACAUGAAAGGCAGCCCCUGACCAUUGCACACUUAAAAAGCAGCAUCUUGGAUUUCUGCCUCUAUUCCUACAAGGUUUCAGAAACUAAAUGUUACUGAACUUUUGGUGUGGUGUGUGAUUCUCUGAUGAGAAACUUAAUAUUCUAAAUGAUUUAUCUAAGGGAUGAGGUGCUAUUCUAUUAACUUUUUUUUUUCUUUUUUUUUUUUUUUUUCCUGUGGCUGUGUAGCCUUAAUGGAGGGAAGGGAAUUGUUUUCCAAAAUGCAAAUCCUAAAGCAACUUGCAGUGCUUCAGAGAACUGUGUUAGGAAAACUUUGGCCUAACUUGACAUUUUGUUCUGAAUUAAAUUGAUGUGUGUUCACCCUUGCUGCAGUUAACCCAUUAGCUGUAAAACUAGGUUCUGUUCCCCACACACUUUAAUGUUCAUAAAAUAAUAUGAUGGGUGUAACUAGCUCAAUUCCAGCUAUGAUGGCCAGUUUCUCCUUUCUAUAAUAAUGUGCUCAAAUAUUGGAUCAAGAGUACACCUGAAAUCUUGGUAUUAAGGUAAAUUUUAGUAAUUAUCCAUUAGACUUUUAUUAAAUGAAAAUGUAUUUCUUUUUCUUGAAGCUAUUGAAUUUUAGAAUAAAUUUUAGUAAUGUGUCUACCAUAUAAAAUAAGUCUUCAGAAUUACCUUUUAGUUAAUUGUCAGGUUUAAAAUUUCUGAUGGCCUUAAACAUACCUGUAUAUAUGUCUUUGCAGUUCUUUAACUCAACAUUUAAAACAAAUUGGUCCAUGGCUUAUGUAAACACUUGAAAAAUAAAUCUAUUUAAAUGGUU
Molecule: messenger RNA, 8075 nt
Organism: Calypte anna (Anna's hummingbird)
Lineage: Eukaryota; Metazoa; Chordata; Aves; Apodiformes; Trochilidae
Gene: CAPRIN1
Product: cell cycle associated protein 1
Exons: 18
Coding region: 183-2288 (701 amino acids)
Cellular component (GO): cytoplasm
Molecular function (GO): RNA binding
Source: RefSeq, a predicted model, not a curated record